Choloepus didactylus (southern two-toed sloth) is the source of this 8552-nucleotide messenger RNA. RefSeq names its product transportin 1 (gene TNPO1). Gene Ontology annotation, biological process: protein import into nucleus. Gene Ontology annotation, molecular function: small GTPase binding; nuclear import signal receptor activity. Bases 130 to 2802 code for a protein of 890 amino acids. Gene Ontology annotation, cellular component: nucleus; cytoplasm. The transcript has 25 exons. The record is from RefSeq and is a predicted model, not a curated record. Lineage: Eukaryota; Metazoa; Chordata; Mammalia; Pilosa; Megalonychidae.
AGCAGACAUUGGCGGCCGGGCUGCUGGGAGCAGUUCCGCCGGGUUUUACUGUUGGAGACUUCCUUCUGGUCAGCCCAGGCAGGUCCGAGGCGUCUGGGGAGGACAAGGGUCGUUCUGGCGCAAACCAAGAUGGAGUAUGAGUGGAAACCUGACGAGCAGGGGCUUCAGCAAAUCCUGCAGCUGCUGAAGGAGUCCCAGUCCCCAGACACCACCAUCCAGAGAACCGUGCAACAAAAACUGGAACAACUCAACCAAUAUCCAGAUUUUAACAACUACCUGAUUUUUGUUCUUACAAAAUUAAAAUCUGAAGACGAACCCACAAGAUCAUUGAGUGGUCUCAUCUUGAAGAAUAAUGUGAAAGCACAUUUUCAAAAUUUUCCAAAUGGUGUAACAGACUUUAUUAAAAGUGAAUGUUUGAAUAAUAUUGGUGACUCCUCUCCUCUCAUUAGAGCCACCGUAGGUAUUUUGAUUACAACCAUAGCCUCCAAAGGAGAACUGCAGAACUGGCCCGACCUUUUACCAAAACUUUGUAGCCUUUUGGAUUCUGAAGAUUACAACACCUGUGAGGGAGCAUUUGGUGCUCUUCAGAAGAUAUGUGAAGAUUCUGCUGAGAUUUUAGAUAGUGAUGCGUUAGAUCGUCCUCUCAACAUCAUGAUUCCCAAAUUUUUACAGUUCUUCAAGCACAGUAGUCCAAAAAUAAGGUCUCAUGCUGUUGCAUGUGUCAAUCAGUUUAUCAUCAGUAGGACUCAAGCUCUGAUGUUACACAUUGAUUCAUUUAUUGAGAAUCUCUUUGCAUUGGCUGGUGAUGAAGAACCAGAGGUACGGAAAAAUGUGUGCCGAGCUCUUGUGAUGUUGCUUGAAGUUAGAAUGGAUCGCCUGCUUCCUCACAUGCAUAAUAUAGUUGAGUACAUGCUGCAGAGGACCCAAGAUCAAGAUGAAAAUGUGGCUUUAGAAGCUUGUGAAUUUUGGCUCACUUUGGCUGAGCAGCCGAUAUGCAAAGAUGUACUCAUAAGGCAUCUUCCUAAGUUGAUUCCUGUGUUAGUGAAUGGAAUGAAGUAUUCAGAUAUAGAUAUUAUCCUCCUUAAGGGUGAUGUUGAAGAAGAUGAAACAAUUCCUGAUAGUGAGCAGGAUAUAAGGCCACGUUUUCAUCGAUCAAGGACAGUAGCGCAGCAGCAUGAUGAAGAUGGAAUUGAAGAGGAAGAUGAUGAUGAUGAUGAAAUUGAUGAUGAUGAUACAAUUUCUGACUGGAAUCUAAGAAAAUGUUCUGCUGCUGCCCUAGAUGUUCUUGCAAAUGUGUAUCGGGAUGAGCUUUUGCCACAUAUUUUGCCCCUUUUGAAAGAGCUACUUUUUCAUCAUGAAUGGGUGGUUAAAGAAUCAGGCAUCUUGGUUUUAGGAGCAAUUGCUGAAGGUUGCAUGCAAGGCAUGAUUCCAUACUUGCCUGAGCUCAUUCCUCACCUCAUUCAGUGCCUCUCUGAUAAAAAGGCUCUUGUGCGUUCUAUAACGUGCUGGACUCUUAGCCGCUAUGCACACUGGGUAGUCAGCCAGCCACCAGACACAUACCUGAAGCCAUUAAUGACAGAAUUGCUAAAGCGUAUCCUGGAUAGCAACAAGAGAGUACAAGAAGCUGCCUGCAGUGCCUUUGCUACCCUAGAAGAGGAGGCUUGUACAGAACUUGUUCCUUACCUUGCUUAUAUACUUGAUACCCUGGUCUUCGCAUUUAGUAAAUACCAGCAUAAGAACCUGCUCAUUCUUUACGAUGCCAUAGGAACAUUAGCAGAUUCAGUAGGACAUCAUUUAAACAAACCAGAAUAUAUUCAGAUGCUAAUGCCUCCACUGAUCCAGAAGUGGAACAUGUUAAAGGACGAAGAUAAAGAUCUCUUCCCUUUACUUGAGUGCCUAUCUUCAGUUGCCACAGCCCUGCAGUCUGGCUUCCUCCCUUAUUGUGAACCUGUAUAUCAGCGUUGUGUAAAUCUAGUACAGAAGACUCUUGCACAAGCCAUGCUGAAUAAUGCUCAACCAGAUCAGUAUGAAGCUCCAGAUAAAGAUUUUAUGAUAGUGGCUCUUGAUUUACUCAGUGGCCUGGCUGAAGGACUUGGAGGCAACAUUGAGCAGCUAGUAGCACGAAGUAACAUUCUAACACUAAUGUACCAAUGCAUGCAGGAUAAAAUGCCAGAAGUUCGACAGAGUUCCUUUGCCCUGUUAGGUGACCUGACGAAAGCUUGCUUUCAGCAUGUUAAGCCUUGUAUAGCUGAUUUCAUGCCAAUAUUGGGAACCAACCUAAAUCCAGAGUUCAUUUCAGUCUGCAACAAUGCCACAUGGGCAAUUGGAGAAAUUUCCAUUCAAAUGGGCAUAGAGAUGCAGCCUUAUAUUCCUAUGGUGUUGCACCAGCUUGUAGAAAUCAUUAACAGACCCAACACACCAAAGACGUUGUUAGAGAAUACAGCAAUAACAAUUGGUCGUCUUGGUUACGUUUGUCCUCAAGAGGUGGCCCCCAUGCUACAGCAGUUUAUAAGACCCUGGUGCACCUCUCUGAGAAACAUAAGGGACAAUGAGGAAAAAGAUUCUGCAUUCCGUGGGAUUUGUACCAUGAUCGGUGUGAAUCCCAGUGGAGUAAUCCAAGAUUUUAUAUUUUUUUGUGAUGCUGUUGCAUCAUGGAUUAACCCAAAAGAUGAUCUCAGAGACAUGUUCUGUAAGAUCCUUCAUGGAUUUAAAAAUCAAGUUGGGGAUGAAAAUUGGAGGCGUUUCUCUGAUCAGUUUCCUCUUCCCUUAAAAGAGCGUCUUGCAGCUUUUUAUGGUGUUUAAACUCAUGCACUUAGGCUGCAGUCCCAUAAUUAGGGGUCCUUCAGUCUUGGAGACUAUGAGGGAGCCUCUGCACCCAGGGAAAAUGUUACCCCUUACAGGGGGAAGGGUAAACCAGUAGGGAAUACAGUACAAUCCCAACCCUACUGGGAGGGGCGGGAGGGAGGUGUUGCCGUCACUGUAUUAAGUCGAUGUUGGGAAACGUUUUAACAUCUGGAGCCUUUGUGGGUGGAAAUCUGUCUCCAAUUACAACUCCGCACUGGAUGUGAAGAAGCAAAAAAAAAAAAGUCUAUUCAGUCUACUCACAAAACAGUACAUUCUGAAAUACGGGGAAUUGUACCAAAACAAGAACCAUAUAAAUGAUGCAUAGGGAUAAGAAAGAGGAAAAAAUUCUAUAGUGCACAAUAAAGGAAACCUAAGAAUGGGGUUACAAACAGUAAAGAAGCUUUUUUUUUUUUAAUUUAAAAAAUUUUAUAUAAGUUUUUCCACAUGAUGGGGCCUUGUUUUGCAUGCUGAUAAAGAAAUUACAUAAAUGAAGCUAAUAUAAUUAAAAUCAGCUUGCCUACCCAUAGUAGAAGCAGGUUCUUGGAAGUUACAAUUUAAGGUACCCCAAAAGAAGUUGGAAAUAAAAUGAAACAAAUUUAAACAAUGAACCACCCUGUGAAAUGCCAAAUGAGUCACUCCUUUUACCUUUGUGGGAUGGGCAGGGAGGGAACAAUAAAUGGGGUUGGGCAUAUCAAACUAAAGGUUGACACCUUAAUUUUGCAUUAGGACAUUAAUGUAGUGGGUAUAAUUUGAUGGCUGUAUUUCAUUAGAUUUAAUUUCUAGGCCAAAAUAUUAUUUUUAAUGUGCAGUUUAAGGUUCAGGCAUGCAUUCUGGCUCAUAGUGAUUGAAAGUAAUUUAAAUUAGUGGGAGAGUAGCAUGCUUGCAUCACAUAGACUGAGACUGGUAUUCAUUUACCUAUGUUGCGCCAGUUUGUGUUGCAGUUUACCAAUUCGAUAUAGCCCUGCAUUUAAAAUUCCUUUUUUAAGAUUUGUGGAUAUCAUUUUUAAGAAUAUAGAUAUAAAGUACUGUAGUUUACAGCUAGGCCUUGAAAUAUCUUUUUAGGAUCUGUUAGGAAUAAGAUUGAUAUUGUAUUGUGUGUAACCUGCACAAUGUGGAAAGCUGAUAUACCCGUGCAAAAUCUUUGCCUCUGUGCUGUCAGUGUGAUGUGCUUUCUGCAUGGUUAUAUACUAGUGAUUUUAUCAAAACUUCUAAAACUUAAAUUACAUGGUAAAAGAUCUGUAAAAGGCUGCAUAAAUGUUAGUCAGCACAUAAAGACAAUUGUAGAAGUUGAAGACAUGAUUGCUAUAUUUCAAUGUUUAUUCCCACUCAACAUAUUGCCUUCUAAGCUUUCUUUUUUUUGUUCAAAGCAUGAUCUUAAAGAUAUGUUUAAGUUAAUGGAUGUAAUGCAGGGUUCCUACACUGUAUUGGCGCAUGUUGGUGGCCCUCUGUGCCCUAAAUAUAUGCACAAAGGGUGCAAGUUUAAAGCUACAGAGUGAAAGUUAGUUUGGAUCCUCUUCAUUUCAUUUGUUUAGCUUUUCUGUUAUUUUUCUCUACUUACAUGUAUUCCUGUGAAUAAAUCCUUGUUAAGUUAACCCUUUACUUUUCCUUUCAUGUGUAUUUUCUUAUAUACUGUGAAUGUGAAAACCUAACUGGUACACUUGAUCUUGUGUCCAUAUGAAAGUGCAAGUCUUUAUUAAUUUGGAUUGCCUGAACAGUGUAUCCCAUGAUGAUGAAGGAAAAUGGAGGGAUUUUUCUUUUAACUCUGCUGGUCAGAGAUGAUGCCACACCUUUCCAUUUUUCAAUGCUGCAUAUUUAAUCUGCAACAAAAAUGUUAAGCCAUAACAACCUUUUUUAUAUUUUAGUUUGUCACCUUUGCAUUGCAGAAUAAAUACUGAAUAACCAUUUUUAUAAGCAGUUGCUCCUGUUUGCAUGGUUCUAUUCUCUAAAGGUGUUAAAUGAUACAGCCAUUGCACUGAAGUUUUGAGCUGUGUGCGUGUGAAUUUAUAAAUACUGUUUCAAAAAUUUUCAAAUGCAUGAUAGCAUGCGGAAAGGUUUUUGUUACUGUAUGUGUGUAUAUGUGUUCUUGUGUUUUUUUUAACAUUCUUUCACCUUUCCUCUGCAUUGGCUUUGCAAAUUUCAGUCUGUAGAGCCUAAAUUGAACAAUAUUUUGUAAUGUGCACCCCCCCCUUUUUUUUUAAUUAUCAUUUGGAUCCAAAGGGUGUGUGGCAUUUUGCUUUCUACUACCAUUGCCUGAUUGGGAGCUGAAAAUUCGCUUUGUACUUCAGUCUUUAAAACCUGAGAAGGAUAGCUAUUUUAUCCUUAGUACUUCAAUACUUUUUAGAACUUAAUAUGGGAGAUAUUUUUAAUAUUCUGGAAAAGGAGGCAAAUAUUUCAAAUGGAAGGAAAUGAUAACAUUACUCUCUAAACAGUAAGCAAAUAAAUAAAAACAACCUUCAGUAUAGUAAUCUGGAUCUGUGAUUAGCAAUUAUAUAUUGACUGAAAGCAGUGUUGUCACCUGUUUGAUAAAAAAUCAGUUUCCAAUUAGGCAGAUAAAUAAUGUUGUAAGAAUAUGUACCUAUUUUUAGUACCCACUUGGACCUGUUUUUAAAUUAUUAGGAAAUUUAAUUUUAAAAUAAGAAAUAAAAUGAAUUUGAAAGGCAACAUGAAAUUGGGUCCCCACCCCCAAGAUUAUUUGAUUUCUUCCUAAUUAAAUUUAUUUCAGAUGUGUUUAGUAUAGUACAGGAAUUUGCAGAAGCCAUUUAAGUUAUCUUUUGAGGUAAGCUCUAUCUGAUUUAGCAUUUAUUGUUCUGAUAAAACUUUUAAUAACAUCAUGGGAUAUAUAAAAAGCAACUUAAUUCUUGUGGUAUAGUCUUAGUAGUUUUGAAUGUUGACAGAAUGUCUAUGAAAUUGUGAGUUUGUCUUUGUUACAUUCCAGUGUUUCUGCCUCUUGGCAUGCUUAAAGCACGGCUUACUUCAUCUGCUCCUUACACACUAAAGUGCUGUUAGUGUGCUCAACUACAGAAAUAGCCGCUGCUAAGUGAUGUAGAUUUUCUACUUGAAUAUUUUUAUGUUGUAGGAACCUCAGGAGGUCAGUGUUUACUGUUUUAUAUAUGCCUUCUUUUUCCUGUUUGAGCUUUUCUCUUUGAAGGAUUCUAACAACAAAAGCUGCUGAUCAACCUAAGUUGGAAACAGAAAGUGUAUUUAAUAUAAUUUAAAUGCAUGUUGGCUCCAUAUUAUAGUACAUUAGUAACUUAGUGCCACAGAUAUUCAUUUAUUCAGGAAGAAUUCUGCUUUUUUGUAUUGUCUAAUCUCUUUAAUGACUUCAUACUGUGUAAAAAAAAAAAUCCCUUUUUUACGUAUUUUUGGUUGGUUAUUUCCCAAAUAAUCAACAUGUAAAUAAUCUUUAAGAGCCAUUUCUGAUGCUUUACAUUAUUGCUACUUGAUUUUGUGAGGCAAGUUAGAUUUCAGAAUAGAUUUUAAAACACUUAACUAAGCCAUUACAUCUUAAAAACAAAACAAGUAGCAUACAUUUUGUAAUUAACAUAUUGAUAAACACUGUGAUUUCUUUUAAGACUUUUUCAUUGAUCUGAAUUGCUUAAAUUGCAUAUAUUGUAAAAUAGGAUCAGAUGUAUAUUUUAAAGUAAUUUCAACUGACUUUAUUGAAAUGCUUUGUCUACUCAGUUAUAAAGUGUUCAGAUACAAGUUUUAUCUCAGGUGAAUACUCUUGUAUCAUUUUUUGCUUUGAUGACAUGCUUAUAUAAAGAGUCAUUAUACUUGUAUUCUUUGUUUUUUAGUAUAUUUCAUUGAGAAUCUUCCCAUUUCAUCUGACUUCUAACCCUUAUUUUACCAGACUGGGGUACUACAAAUCCAUCCUGGCAAGCUUUUUUUUUUUUUUGCAUGCAAGUUUACCUGAAAGUAAGUUGGUCUAGUCGUCCUUUUCUCCAAACCCCCAAGAUAGGAAAGUGGAAAUUUGUUCUCCCUUGUAUCAUAUCACCCUGUGUAACUGAAAUGCCAGAGUUAGACUAACUCUGUCUUAAACCCUUAGUCUAAAUUUAAAUUAAAUCCUUUACCAUGAGGGAAAAAGGUGUUGGGUUUUGUUUUGUUUUGUUUUGUUUUUGCUUCAUAUAGUUAAUUAUAUUAUUCAUAUUGAAUGUAUUAACAGGAUACUGGUGCAAAAACAUUCUUCCCGGGAGAAGAGUGUAUCAUGCAUGACUGCAGUUUGUCCUUUCUUUGGUAGUACUUUAAAACACACACAGCUUUACUUACUAUUUUUUUGUUUGCCUGUCUUUUGUUUUUCUUUUUUGCAAAUAAUACAAGGGAGGGGACACUUAUUUGCUACUAGUACUGUUACUGAAGUGUAGACAUUGAAGUCUUUAAAAAACUUCAAAUUUUAAGGGCCUGUGGUAGUCUAGAAGAAAAAUGAGAUCAGUAAAGAGCUGUGUUUUUAACAAAUUAUCUAGUAAUAUCACGCAAUAUUAUUGUACACCAACUUAGUACCUUUCAUACUGUAUUAAAUACGGAGAUAACUUUAAUGCCCCUCAAAAAUUAAAUUUAACAUAAGUUUCAUUCAGCUGUAUACUUUUCAUAAUGACUUGUGACUUUUUUUUUUUUUUUUUUUUUUUUUGUCUGAUGAUCUUUCCCCCAUUGUGAGACUUAUAUGUAGAGGAUUCUUUAUUUUUAUGCCUACUUAUUAUUCAUUUGAAUUUUAAGGUAUACAUUUAAGCUACAGCAACUUUUUCUGUUGUGGUUUGUAUCCCAGAGUGUAUUGUGUUUAAAAAAAAACAAACAAACAAACAAACAAUAUUUGAAUGUAUGCAUGAUUUUGAGGGAAGUUAACAUGAUUUUUUUUUUCACCCUUUGUACAUUUUAAAACCAGGCCAAAUUUAUUAGCCAAGCACUAUAUCACUAAUUAGAAAGCCAGUAGUUUCCCCUUGGUUACACUUUUUGUUCAACUACCAUAGAAUCCCCUUAUACUUACGCAGAAUUAACUGUUUCACAGGUCUGUCUUCCUAAAAGCCUAAUAUAUUAUGGUUAGCCUACAAGGCAGUGUUGGUUCUCUAUUUAACAAACUCAUAAAAGGAGUUCUGUUGUGCUUUCCCCAUGUUACUUCCUUGUUUUUCCUCGGUCAAUAUAUAACCAAAUUAAGAUUGGCUGAUUUUAUGGAGAUAAUAUUUAGACGACACUGUAUAAUUAAUAGGUUAUCAUCUUGUAAAAAGAGCUGUUUAAACAUUGUAAAUGACUUCACUUCAUAAUAUAAAAAGUUUUACACUUAAUAUUCAUGUUAACAUUGGGUGCAAUAAUUUGGUAGUUUUAGCUUUAGUUAUAAAUAACUGGAUCUUUCUGCUGACAACUUAGGUUGUAUGAGUUAUGCUUAAAAGCUUUAAAUCUGGUGUUUCCUGUACCUGCCACACUAUGUUAGAAUGUGUCCUUCAAACAUAUCCUCCUGCAACUUCUCAAACUGUACUAAAAUUGAUAUUUCUUGAAGUCUAACUGUGCUAACAGAUCUUCAUUUUAAAUAGAAUACGGUUUUAAUUUUUGAUAAGCUGCUGAAUUUUAAAGAGAGUUUUUUGGGGCCACCAAAUAUUUUGGAUCAUGCAGAGAAUAUAUAUUGUACUGUAGUAAUUUUGUAUUUACAUUUGUAUGAUGUGACAUAAUAGAUGUGAAUGUUAAUCACUGCUUGACUAUGUUAAUAAAAUUGUUUAACUAUA